This is a messenger RNA of Megalops cyprinoides (Indo-Pacific tarpon), 2288 nucleotides long. RefSeq names its product X-linked interleukin-1 receptor accessory protein-like 2. The transcript has 11 exons. The record is from RefSeq and is a predicted model, not a curated record. Lineage: Eukaryota; Metazoa; Chordata; Actinopteri; Elopiformes; Megalopidae. Gene Ontology annotation, biological process: signal transduction. Bases 234 to 2288 code for a protein of 684 amino acids.
AUUACCUUAAACAACUAUGGUACUGUAGCUGUUGUAGUUUAAAGACUAAAUGUGUAAUCACCACAUUGUUUUAAACAAUCGGGGAAAAAUGCCUGAGACAAGCCGUUUCUGUCGUUGAAGCGCAACUAUUUCACAACUGGAAAUACCUCGCCGAAAACACACAGCAUUGCAGCUCGAUUGGCGGACUUAUUAAUAAAGGAUUCAUAAUUGCAGCUGCCAAAGACAUCAUAAAGAUGAAGCUAUCCACUGUCAUGCUUCUCCUUAUCAGCUCAGCGGCCUGCAUCAAUUUGAAAUUCAUCUCCAAGAGAAACUCUGUGGAUGGCUGCAUCGACUGGUCGGUGGAUCUGAAGACGUACACAUCGCUGGCAGGCGAGCCAGUACGAGUGAAGUGUGCCCUGUUCUACAGCUACAUCAGGACUAAUUAUACUAUGGCCCAGAAUUCUAAACUGCGGCUUAUCUGGUACAAGAACAAAGGCGACUCAGAGGAACCCAUCAUCUUCUCGGGACACAGGCUCAGCAAGGAAGACGACUCCAUCUGGUUCCGCUCUGUUGAGCUGGAGGACAAUGGGUUUUACACCUGUGUCUUGAGAAAUUCCACCUACUGCAUGAAGGUGUCCAUGUCCCUGACGGUGGAGGACAUUGACUCAGGCCUCUGCUACAGCAGCAAGAUCCGCUACCUGGAGAAAGCUGAGAUCACAAAGAGCAAAACCAUCACCUGCCCUGAUAUUGACGAUUAUCUCGCUCCCUACAGGCAACCCAGGUUAACCUGGUACAAGGAAUGUGAAAAGAAGACAUGGAGGAGUACAGUGAUAGUGAACACAACAAGUGUUUGGAUCCCGGAGGUAGAAGAAGAGGAUGGAGGGAAUUACACUUGCGAGCUCAAGUAUGGCAGCAGAGUGGUGCGGCGAACAACUGAGCUAAAAGUUACAGCUCUGCUCACCGCUAGACCCCCGAAGGUACUGUUCCCUGAGGAGAAGCAGCCAAGUGUUAUAGAAGCCCAACUGGGCAUGCCACUAAGUUUGGACUGCAGAGCCUUCUUUGGCUACAGUGGAGAAUCAAGACCCAUCAUCUACUGGAUGAAGGGAGAGAAGUUUGUGGAGGAGCUAGAGGGUCACAUUAAAGAAAGCGAAGUCAGGAUUCUCAGAGAGUACUUAGGUGAGAAGGAGGUGGAGCUGUCCCUCACCUUUGAUGCUGUGGAGGAGGACGACAUGGGCAACUAUACCUGUUACGUGGAGAACCACAUCGGGCGGAAGCAUGCCAGUGCCAUUUUGCAGAAAAGAGAUAUGCGGAGACUGGAACUCGCCGGUGGGCUAGGGCUGGUCCUUCUGCUGCUCGGCCUCCUCACUGCCAUUUACAAAUGCAACAAGGUGGAGCUCACGCUGUGCUACCGCAGACACUUCGGGAGCAGCGAGGCCGAGGGCGACAACAAGGAGUACGAUGCAUCUCUGCCCUACACCAAAGUGGACCUUGGAUUGCUGGAGCAUGACUCGACUGAGGAGGAACAGUUUGCUCUGGAGGUCCUUCCAGAUGUCCUGGAGAAACACUACGGAUAUAAGCUCUUCAUACCAGACCGUGACCUCAUCCCCAGUAGCAUCUACAUUGAGGACCUGGUGCGUAGCGUGGAGCAGAGUCGUCGCAUCAUCAUCGUCCUGACGCCAAGCUUCGUGGCCAAGCGCGGCUGGAGCAUCUUCCAGCUGGAGGCCCGUCUUCACAGCAUGUUGGUGACCGGGGAGAUCAAGGUCAUCAUGAUCGAAUGUAGCGACCUCAGGAGAGUCAUCAACUACCAGGAGGUGGAGGCCUUGAAGCACACCAUCAAACUGCUGUCCAUAGUCAAGUGGAGGGGUCCCAAGGACAACCAGCUCACGUCCAAAUUCUGGAAGCGGGUGCUGUGCGAGAUGCCCAUCAGGAAGAAAGAGACCCUCUCCCGCCGGCAGAUGCUAGACUCCGGGGAGCAGGGCCUCUUCGCCGACCUGCACACCGUCUCCACCAUCGCCAUGACCACUGCCUCCGCCUCACUGGCGCCUGCCCACACCGAGAUCCCCAGGUUCAAUCAGAUGAACCACAUGCAAAUGAAACACUACUGCAGGAGGUACGAGUACGAGAGGGCCACCACCCCUGUCCGGGUCGCGACCCUAGGAAACCGCCAUAUGUACUGCACCAUCCCAAUGACUAUGCUCAAUGGACAGAUGGGCCAGCACAACUCCACAGGCAGAAAAAGGCCAGAGAUCCUCUUGAACAACAAAUUCAUUCCACUCUCCUCUGAGGGACUUACAAGUGACAUCUGGUAG